Molecule: messenger RNA, 1322 nt
Organism: Phragmites australis (common reed)
Lineage: Eukaryota; Viridiplantae; Streptophyta; Magnoliopsida; Poales; Poaceae
Product: NAC domain-containing protein 104-like
Exons: 3
Coding region: 88-699 (203 amino acids)
Biological process (GO): regulation of DNA-templated transcription; system development
Molecular function (GO): DNA binding
Source: RefSeq, a predicted model, not a curated record
CAGAAUCAGGCACUCACUCUCACAUUCACCUCUUCGCCCCUGCCGACUUCCAUAAACUACAGCAAGUUGCACUGCUAGUAUAGUAGCAUGGGAGGAGCUACUAACCUACCUCCAGGUUUCCAUUUCUUCCCCUCAGAUGAAGAUCUUGUUGUCCAUUUUCUCCAUCGCAAAGUCGCCAACCUCCCAUGCCGCCCUGACAUCAUCCCAACAGUACCUCUGCAGCACUGUGAUCCAUGGGAAUUGAAUGGCAAAGCUCUUCAAGCUGGAAACCAGUGGUACUUCUUCAGCCAUGCAACACAAAGUAGGACCUCGCCGAAUGGAUACUGGAGCCCCAUUGGCGCUGAUGAAACAGUAACAAGUAGUGGCUGUAUCGUUGGCCUAAAGAAGACACUCAUCUUCUGCACUGGAGAACCUUUCAAGGGUUUUAAAACUAACUGGAUCAUGCAUGAGUACCACAUGCAAGAUGGUGGAUACAAUGUCAGCGGUAGCAGUACCUCAAGUAGCUCAAGCUCCAACAGGAAGUCCCAAAGGAAGAGAGUUCACUCAAGCACGGAGUCUAACAACUGGGUGAUAUGCCGAGUUUUCGAAAGCUGCGGUUCUCAAGUGAGCUUCCAUGAUGAGGGUACAGAGCUGUCAUGCUUAGAUGAGGUGUUUCUGUCGCUAGAUGAUUACGAUGAAGUGAGUUUGCCGAAGAAUUAGAACGCUAGUCAGUAGAGCUGACGGUAGGUCCUAUGCCUAUCAAACCAUAUAAUUACCCGCGAUGGUGAUAUCUACGUAAGUCGUUGCAAGUUGCAUUAUGUAUGAUCAGAUGGCCUGAUAGGCAUUGGACCUAAUCCAGUCUAUCCUAAAUCAUUACCUUGUACAUAAUUAUCAUGCAAUGAGUAAAAAGCUUGAGCUUGUGUCUGAUAACUGCGACAUGUGUAAUAUGUGUGAACACAAGUCACUUAGCUAUCCUCUUUUUGAAACCAACACUUACUAGGCUCCAAAGAUCAGCUAAUUUUCUCGAGCAUUUGGUGGUUUACUUACUUAUUUGCUUCGGAUCAUCACUUGCCACUUGUGCGUUAGGAGACUGAUGUAGAAAUAUGGCCAGAAGAUCAUGGAGUUGCUUGCUUUCUCCCAAACUUAUAUUGGCAUCUAUGUGAAAAAUAGAGUUUCACCCCCGAAGAAAAAGGGGACAUCGAGAUCCUUCUAUUCAACGGAGAUUAGGAAAAGAGAAGGUGGGUAGGGCAUACGCAAGCAUAUCGCCAUCUAUGCUGUCAAUAAGAUAAGCUUUCAAGGUCAUAUGAUUGUACAUGCAAGUGCUCACAAGUUAAGCAUGAAGG